GUCUCUGCGAGUGAGGACGAUCCUCCAGCAGCCACAACACUGAAACUUUCUCAUGCUGAGCGGCCAUUGGCUGGCGUGGCCACGUGACGACAGCACACUGUACAUGCUUAUGAUUCUCUACUGCUGCUGCUGGCCCUAUGGAGGGAGAGGGGAGCUGGGCACCCAGUGAUAGAUGGACCAUGCGAGGAUGAGUUCCUUCUUAGAUUACCCAGCUGUGAUUAGCGGGGAAGCUGCUGGCAGCUGCACACCUAGAGCCUUCCACUCUGACCAUGGACUUACAACUUUCCAGUCCUGCGCAGUCAGCGCAAGCAGCUGCAGCAACGAUGAUCGCUUUAUGGUGGGAAGGGGGGUGCAGAUAAGUACUCACCACCACCUCCACCAUCCCCACCAAGCUGCAGCCUUCCAGCCCCACAGCAACCUUGGCAUGUCCUACUCCCAUCCGAGCUGCGCUGCAGGCUAUGGCAUGCAGAACUUUAGCGCCAGCUACUCUCACUUCCCCAUAAACCAGGAAACUGAUGUCAGCACAGGGUUCCCCACUGCUGUGUACACUGGGAACAUUGCUUCUUCAGUGCUCCAGCACCAUCAGCACCAGAGCUAUGUGGAUGGCACAGGGUCAGCACACUACAUCCACCACUCAUAUGGACCAGAGCAGCAGAACCUCUCCAUAGCCAGCUAUAGUAAUAGUAACAAUGUGACCAGCAUUCACCUCAGCCACCAGGAAGCCUGUCGCUCACCCUCUGCUGACACAUCACCUCCAACGCAGACCUUUGACUGGAUGAAAGUGAAACGAAACCCCCCUAAAACAGGUAAGGCUGGAGAGUAUGGCUAUGCUGGGCAGCCCAACACAGUGAGAACCAACUUUACCACCAAGCAGCUGACAGAAUUGGAGAAGGAAUUUCACUUCAACAAGUACCUAACCAGAGCAAGAAGGGUGGAGAUAGCAGCUGCUUUACAGCUUAAUGAGACCCAGGUGAAGAUCUGGUUCCAAAAUAGAAGGAUGAAACAGAAAAAAAGGGAGAAAGAGGGACUCCUGCCAAUAUCCCCCUCAGCCAGCACUGGAAGUGAUGAGAAGUCAGAAGAGAUGUCAGACAAAUCAAGUACCUCACCCUGUGUCCCUUCUCCUGCUUCCUCUACCUCUGAGCACCAUAACUCCUCCAACUAAAGAACAACAGAUAGCCAAGUCAUUUCCCCAAUUCUCUAUGUAUGUGAAAUGCCUCUUGACAUUAGACUUUUCUUUGCACAACAUGUUCUUCAACCAUUCUGUGUUUUGAGCCAAGAGACCAAAAUAGAACCCAGUAUCAGUAUUGCCAUGUGUACAAAUGACUACCUGCUGCUUUAUGAGCUGCUGGCUGUGGGGAUCUACCUGGAGAUAUGUCUACAGGACCUUCUUCUUCUUCUUCUUCUUCUUCUUCUUCUUCUUCUUCUUCUUCUUCUUCUUCUUCU
Messenger RNA from Pseudophryne corroboree (corroboree frog), 1443 nucleotides. It is a transcript of the gene HOXA1, whose product is annotated as homeobox A1. Gene Ontology annotation, biological process: regulation of transcription by RNA polymerase II. Gene Ontology annotation, cellular component: nucleus. The record is from RefSeq and is a predicted model, not a curated record. The coding region runs from base 173 to 1162 and encodes 329 amino acids. NCBI's taxonomy places the organism in Eukaryota, Metazoa, Chordata, Amphibia, Anura, Myobatrachidae. Gene Ontology annotation, molecular function: RNA polymerase II cis-regulatory region sequence-specific DNA binding; DNA-binding transcription factor activity, RNA polymerase II-specific. The transcript is spliced from 2 exons.